Molecule: messenger RNA, 315 nt
Organism: Colletotrichum karsti
Lineage: Eukaryota; Fungi; Ascomycota; Sordariomycetes; Glomerellales; Glomerellaceae
Exons: 2
Coding region: 1-315 (104 amino acids)
Source: RefSeq, a predicted model, not a curated record
AUGGUCAAAUCUUCCUCCAAGCAAUCUUCCUCCAAGUCCAAGAGCUCCGGCAGCAAGUCCUCCAGCUCCAAGAGCAAGAGCACCGUCCCAGUCGACCGGUCCUGGCAAGACCCCACGCUCGACCGCGGCCAACGCUCAGCCCAGGGCUCGAACGGCAACUACCCCGUCGGCCGGUGGCUCACGGAGCCGGCGUGGCAGGAGCCGUUCAACAACAUCGGAGAGGUCCCCGCGGCCGGUUCGGCUGCGGGUUACGCCGGGGCGAGCCAGGGCUCGGGGGCCGCUGCUACGUAUGCUACAUCUCAGCACCGCCGCUGA